Messenger RNA from Anas platyrhynchos (mallard), 6208 nucleotides. It is a transcript of the gene SLC25A47, whose product is annotated as solute carrier family 25 member 47. Gene Ontology annotation, biological process: transmembrane transport. Gene Ontology annotation, cellular component: mitochondrion. NCBI's taxonomy places the organism in Eukaryota, Metazoa, Chordata, Aves, Anseriformes, Anatidae. The record is from RefSeq and is a predicted model, not a curated record. Gene Ontology annotation, molecular function: transmembrane transporter activity.
CACAGUUUUAAGAUGCCAGCCACCACGGAGAGGCACACUGAGAUAAGUGGGUGUGAGCUGAGCCCCGUUACCUGAUUUAGUAACUGUCAGCCGAGUAGCUUUACCCAUCCCUUCCUCUGUGUAUUAGCCAGUCACUUGGCAAAUACACUUGUUACUGGUGACAGUGAGCAAAACCAAAGCUUGUUGAGAAAUCACCCAGAAGAAGAGAGAACUCAGUAGCUGGCAUCUUUAUAGCACUUUUCAGUCUGGACUUACAAACAAUACAUGUGUAACCUAAGUCUCAGGCUGUUUUGGUGAAGCAGAAAUGUGUAGUUGUGCCCAUUUCACGGAUAAGGAAAAUGAUUUGUCCUUAAUUCCUAGGAGACGAGGAGGCAGAGAGAGGAGGAGAACUUCUGCCUGCCUCCUGUCCGUCUUUUCAAGCCAGCCUGUUCUUACAGGAACCUUUCUGUGAGGCAAAUGUUUUUUCGCUGCCAGCAGCUAUACAAAUACACUUGCAACACUGUGUGCUUGAAAUCCUCUGGCAUGCUUUGUAUCCACAUGCAAAGUCGAUUCUGGGAGACCAGGUCUCUGGCAGAAGCAAAAUGCUAAGUUACUUCACAGUGUAGGCGCACUGUAUGAUGCACCACUCAGUAACGCAUGAGAAGGGAGAGCCAAAAAAAAAGUGGGAAUAUGUUGUAAGGCAAUACCACUAAGGUGUAUGGACAGACAUUUCUUGGCCUGUCUUCAAGACAGCUUCCUGCCCGGCAUCCAGCUCCAUAUGGAAUAUGGUUGUUAUUGCAUUUGUGGCACACAAAAGGCACCUAUUUAUCAGAAACUGAAAGAACAAGCCUAACAGCAUGACUAAUGCACCUCUGCGGAAACUUCCCAAGUACUCCACAUGACAGGCACUCAUACAGCUCCUGAACAGACGCCAAGGAAAGGACAAACAAAGGGUGAUAAGUGAGGCUGUGAACUUCAUGUGGUAUUCAGAGACUAAUGCUGUUAGCCCCAGAGUCUGAGUGUUCUUUGCUAAUGCCGGGGGUGUUACUGAACAGGCUAUGCAAACUGCUGGCUUAGUCUUCGAUUUUUCUCCAGCUCGAGCCCAUGGAAAAGGUCAGAUUAAUAUCUGAGGCACGUAAUUGAAUGCUGGCUGAUGAAAUAGCUCCGUAUUUCUACGCGGAUUGUGUACUCUGCUGCAAAGAUUUAUGGCAGACAUCCCUGAGUGGCCUCAGCACAGCAGUGGGGUAUCCGCUGGACACAGUGAAGGUGAGAAUUCAGACAGAGAGGCAUUACAAAGGCAUUUGGCACUGCAUUCAAGAAACAUACAGGACAGAAAAAGUUCUGGGAUUUUACAAAGGGGUGUCUGCAUCAGUUUUCUCAGUGUCGCUGAUUUCAUCCGUUUCAUUUGGCACCUACAGAAACUUCCUCUGUAACAUCUGCAAGCUGCGAUAUGGCUCUGCCGACGUCAAGCCUUCCAAGCUGGAUGUUUCCCUGGCUGGAGGUGCCGCUGGUGCCGUGCGGGUAGUGCUGAUGGCACCCAGUGAAGUGGCUAAAGUUCGGAUGCAGACCCAGAGGAACCCCCAUCCUUCUGCCAUGUCUGCCCAGCCCAAUUCCAAGCCAAAGUACCGAGGGUCUCUGCACUGUCUGAAGGUGAUUGCCAAGGAGGAAGGCUUUGGGGGUCUCUACAAGGGCUGCUCUGCAUUGCUCUGCAGGGAUUGCUCUUCUUCGGCAAUAUAUUUCCUUACCUAUUCUACCCUCUGUGACUGGCUCACGCCAGCUGGGAAAAAUAAACCAGGUUUCCUGGUCGUGCUGCUUUCUGGUGGCUUUGCUGGAGUCCUGGCCUGGGGAUUAGCUACCCCCAUGGACGUCCUGAAAUCACGGAUGCAAGUGGACGAAUCGGGGCAGCACAAGUACAGGGGCCUCAUCCACUGCGCGAGACAAAGCGUGAGAGAGGAGGGCGUGAAAGUGCUUUUCAAGGGUCUGGGGCUGAACUGCAUUCGGGCCUUUCCUGUGAACAUGGUGGUGUUUGUCACGUAUGAAGCUGUACUGAGAUUUACGGAUCAUUUUACAAACAAAAAGUAGCUCGUGCAGCACUGUUGUGAGGUGUAUUUUGUUCAGGUUGUUUUAUUUUUGUAGCACAACAUACGCACAGCCGCUGAGCCCUGCUCUCCGCUGAUGGACAGCAUAAGCAGGGACGUUUCAGCAAAACACCGGGUGACUGGUAUCCUUGUUUUCUUCUUACAGGAUUACAAACUCAUCAGGGAGUCUUGCAUUUGUGUACAACAUCCCUUUUAUCUUGUUAAUGUAUUUAUACUGUGGCUGCUGAGACAUUUGCAAAUAUUUAUGCUCUAAAAAGCUGCAAGUCUUACAGAUUUUGGGAAAGGUUUCAUUUUGUUUUCUACCAGCACAGAAAACAACCUUCACUACUGAAUUUGAAGGCAGUUUGUGUAUGAUUUAACGCUAUAUGGUGUGUCCUUUUUACAUGUGUAAUGCCUGUAAGGCAUUCAUUGAGCAAUUUACAUAUUUGUGCUUCAAGCCACAGCUGGUGGACUGUUCAUUCCCAGCUGUAAUUCUGCCCAAGCUCUCUGCGAUUACAUCCCUUCGGUAGCAGCUGAAAUAUGAAUCUCCUUGCUUUUUCCUGGCAUUUCUUCGUGAGUGGCAGAGAUAGUCUGCUUACAUAAUCGCCCUAAUGGCCUCAUUGGAAUCGAAAACAGGCAUCAAUUCUGGAAAUCACGUGUUUUUCUCCCAGCGCAGUCCCCAGCCGCAGAUCCUCAGUCCCCUUCUGGCAGCUGGGUGCACCGCAUGCCUGGCGGUGGCCAGAGCUUCCAAACCAGCCCUGGUCCUGCAAGGAGGGCUGGGGUGGAUGCAAGAAAGCUUUGCUCCUCAGAAGAGAGACUGCCAUAAAAUCUGUGUGUUGGGCAGCUAGGUAAGUUAAAAAAGAAUUGCAAAACUGUAAGAUGUGCAUACCCUUUUCACUUUAAAAUGCAUAUCAGGAGCAGCCAAAUGUAGUGGCUUUUUUUUUUUUUUUUUUUUUUUUUUUUUUUUUUUUUCCCAAAGUUACAUUUUGAUGGAAUCUGGUUUUAAUCUUAAUUUGCUGGUUCUGGCUCAGGGGCAAUGAUGUUUGCUUUCUUCAUUUUUCUCCCUGGGUGGUGACCUCUGGAGUGGGCUGGAUCGGUUCCCCAAUCAGAACCUGUUGGAAAUGUGCUUUUUUUGGAGGGGAAGAGGAAAAUCAGUUUUAAAAAUGAGUUCUCUUACUCAGUUUUGAUGUCCUGGUGAUCCACAUGCACUUUUAGCAGUUGAUAGCACAGACCUGAUUACACUAACAGCAAUUUUGCAGCAGACAGGACUUGGCAGCUACCCUGGACAUGGAAGAAAGGAUCUUGUACUAGAAGGACAAGUUUAAAAAUUUCAGAUGCUACUAGGAAAAAAUAAAGGCAAUCUCUUUCAUAUAUAACUUGUAAAAAGUUCCAGAACUGUCCUGAAGUCUAAGCCUUCAACUUGCUAUUUAGACCUUUCCACAGCCAUGCUAUGGAAUGAUUAUCAGAAUUUUGGUCUCCUGUCCAGCUCUUGCAGCUGAUCCCAGAGCAGGUUUAAGAGGCCAGACAGAUGCAGAGUAUGUCACCUUACAGGGAAGUGAAAUGAAAGACCCAGGACUUAAUCUGACUCUAUCUCAAAGCAUGUACAGCCUCAGCAAGCCAGAAUCUUCACGUUUACCUUUAUGAUGUCAGCUCCAAACCUCCUUUAUCUGAAAGUCCUUACGACAGUAGAUUUAAUUGAGGCCUAAAGGUUUGGAAUUUCUCUUAAGAUGGGUUCCUAAGAGACUAUUACCUUCUCCUCUUUCUACAAGGGAUGCAUCUAACUGAGUGCUGUCCUAGUAGGGCAGGGAUUUAUCCCAGCUCUGUUGGGAUGUUUGCUGGAAUCAAGUUUCUUUACACUGUAUUAUUCUCAGCUGACUUUACUUCUCAGGCAUUAUAUCCUGUGAACAGAGACAGCAAAAUAUGCCUGUAUAUCAGACAAAACAACCAUUUAUUAAUAGGCAGUGUUAAUAUCAUCCAUGGUCAGCCUGAGGUUUGAAAAUAAAUUCUAUAAAUAAAUUCUAUAAAAUAAAUUCUCAGAUUACCCAAUAGGUUCAAGCACUCAGAUGACUAAAAAUGCCUCUUCCUGUGGGUGUAACUGCCAUACAGCUUGUUUCAAGAAGUAGGAAUUACAGAUGAAUUAUAAAAUCAGUGGGAACAACCGUGAAAGCGAAUGAGAGGAGCUGAGAAAUGUGAGCCCCCAGGUAUUCAGUGUCAAAUAAAAGCAGGUUCUCACCUGGCCUGAACAAAUACUGGAUUAGAGGUAAGUUGGAUCUUUAGACAACUUAUUUCAGGAAGCUAACUGCUUGGAAUCCAGCGUCCCACAAGCCUUUACUGAAAAAAAAUACACACCCAGGGUAUGGCUGACAACCUGCUGUAGGGCAAGAACCCACAGUUAGUUCAUGUUGAUAUAAACUACCCCCAGGCAAAGGUAUUGUCUGUGUAAGCACUGUAAACCCAGGCACAUAAAUAAGAACUGACUUUUGUUUAACAACAUGACACAAUGUACAUAUUGUGCAAAUAACUACAUAUACAGCAAGCUGGGUGCUUGGCUUGGGGAUUUCAGAACUUGGCUGCUUUAUUUUCUGAUUCCGUUGUAUUACCUUGACCUUCAGCUACUCUAUUUGCCUCUCUGAUAAUCACAGAACUAUUUCUUCUGAUAUCCAGCUGAAGGCCAGCCAGCAGAAUGAAGAUACCACAUAGCUCUCUGCAUAGGCUAUUUCUUUCAGUAACAAACUUGCUGGCCGUGAAUAAAGAAAUUUUUCUUUAGAAGUCACGUUUUGCUUCAUGCUGCUAAUAGUUCCUGUUUUCUCUGACAGUGGUUAACAAUAUCCAGACGUGUUUCAGUAUUCCUCUUAGUGACUGUGGAAGAGCCAAGUGAAGCUAUUCAGAAUCUGUGCUCCCCAGACAGCUGGAGCCCAUUUAAGUGCAAGUCUUUCACACCAAACCUACAGAAACAUUGUGGUAACAGGUCACAUUGACCUCCCCUUGUUUCUGAGCUGGCUGCUGCACACAGGGAAAUUCAACAUCCAGUCUUCCUUGCAACCUGUUAGUCUUUGGAUGACCGACCCUCAUUACCUUGCUCUGGGAGAAAUUUGAGGUUUAUCUGUUAAGACCAUAUAGAUGGGGUUACAAGGCCCCCUUUUUCACUAUUUGAAAGGCACUGGACAUGAAAACAAUGACCAACUCUAUGGGGUGACUAAGUCAACAACUAAAAGGGAAGGAAGAGAGGUCAAAAAUAGAAAAACAGAGUAAAUUAAGCCUGUUAAAAGUUGAAAAGAAGAAAAACAAAAACAAAAACCAACUACCAAACAAGUUUGAUACAGACUUUUAUCUACAUUUUUAUUACAGUGAGAUAAACAAAAUAUUACAAGUUGAGGAAAAUGUAAUGAACAUUGCCUGAUAACGUCAUUAGACAUUUCACCCAUACAUUUGAAGACUGCCUUGUCUUAACCUUUAAAUACCUCUGGGACGUUAAUUAUAAUUGCAGCAGAUUUAGGAACUUUCCAAGACUCCUCAGAAACUGACAUUUCAGAAGCACAUUUUGUAAGCAUAUGGCUUGCUUAGUAAACAAAUAUUAAUUUUGCAAUUACUUUCCUUUCUAAAACUUUCAGGGCAGAUUUUAACUGCUGUGUUACAAAAUUGAUCCAUAUACUUAAUUAGAAUAGAACACACUACUGCUUCUCCUACAGUGUACUUCCCCUUCCUGAGUAACUAAAUUCCUAGUUAAUGAAAUAAAUCUUGCAGGACAGUUCUGCAUAUAAUGUUUUCAGGAAGAAAUUUGCAUUAUGAGUUUAUAAAAGCCCUUUAAAAGUCACUUGAAGUCUUAUCUUCUAUGCAUAGCUUAAAAACAGCAAAGAGCAGACUGCAAGAACAAGAAGGUCAUCACUGAAGUCUACAGUUACCACAAAUUAGUUUAUUUGCUACUGUAUUUAAGAAGCUAUUUUUCUUUUCUAAGAAUUGCACAAACACUUAAAAAAAAUGCUUUUCUAUUGAUAAGCACCUGUCAGCACUAAGAUACCGUACCCAUGGGUUAUAGAGAGGUAGUGGCUGGUAAACACUUACUUUAAUAUAUUAAAGCUCAUGAGAUUAGAUUAGUGAUACCAGGUCACGUAAACUGUAAUGAAAAAGACAAAACCUAGGCGUUGAUCUUU